UUUUUAGGAAUCGAUUCUUUUUAGUUUCGACGCCCAUGCCUACUGGUUGCAAUUCAACUUGGAAAAGGAGAGGUUAACGGAGCCAGCUGUCGAGUUGAGGGUUAACCCAGUUAAACAACAAUGGCUUCUGUGUGGGAUGAUCUGAGCCUUCUUCUGGAUUCCCCAGACUCAUUAACAGUUACUUCUAGUGCCAGAGGCACUGUUAAGGAAAAGCCAGGUUUCAAUCCAUCUGAAGAUGUUGCUGCUUUAAGGAAGGCUAUAGAAGGCCUAGGAACCAAUGAGAAAUCCCUGAUUGACAUUCUCACUCAGAGAAGCAAUGCCCAGCGCCAGCUGAUCUGCAAAGCUUACCAUCAAGCAACUGGAAGGACUCUCGCUGAUGACCUGAAAGGUGACACUCGUGGAGACUUCGAGGAUAUCCUGUUGGCCCUGAUCAUGACCCCAGCUCAGUUUGACUGCAGGGAAUUUAUACGAGCGAUUAAAGGAGCUGGAACAACAGACAGCACUUUGAUAGAGAUAUUUGCAUCCCGAUCUAACUUUCAAAUCAAAGCUCUGUCUGAUGCAUAUUUGGCAGAAACUGGGAGAUUGCUACUUCACGACCUGAAGUCUGAGGUGUCAGGGGAUUAUGGGAAAGCUCUGCUUAUCCUAGCUGAGGGCAAGAGGGAUGAGAGUACCACGGUGGAUGCUGCGAAAGCUAAAGCAGAUGCCAAGGUCCUGUAUGAGGCUGGAGAGAAGAGGUGGGGGACAGAUGAGAGCAAGUUCAUAGAUAUCCUAUGCCGCAGGAGUGUUCCUCAGCUCAGACAGACUCUGGUUGAAUACAAGAAUCUGACUGGGAAGACCCUACAGCAGAGCAUCGAGAGUGAGAUGUCUGGAAAUUUAGAGAACAUUCUGGUAGCCAUAGUGAAAUGUGUGAAGAGUGUACCAGCUUAUCUGGCAGAGCGCCUCAAUGAGAGUAUGAAGGGCCUGGGAACCACUGAAUCAAUUAUGACCAGGAUUAUGGUCAGCCGGUCUGAAAUUGACCUGCUGGACAUCAGGGCGGAGUAUAAAAAACUUUAUGGCUGCUCGUUAUAUUCUGCAAUUGCGUCGGACGUAGGCGGCGACUUUGGCCAGUGUUUGAAGAGGAUUUGUGGAGGGGAUGACUGAGUGGGAGGGGAUGAAGAUUAGCUCCACACACCAAGGAGUCUUGACCCAUGACUAAAUGUUUUUUGGAUCUUAAUCACUGAAAGUUAAACACCUCCUACAUGAGCUUAUAUUACAGUACUGAUUUAUGUGAUAUUCUUAUUUAGUAACUGUGGUUCUAAAGGCUUUAAUUUACAUUUUAGAUUUCACCCUGAAGUCACCAAGUGCCUGCGGCUUUGCUUACAUGCACCUAAAUAAUUCUUUGCUAGUCUUUGUCCAUGAAGUAUGUGCUGUAGGGAGAAUCUUAUUCACAAAAAAAACUACAUGCCUAAUGAUUUGGUCCAAUGUCUGAGUCAUUCAAGGUGGUUUGACGUGAAAUGAUUAAUUGUUUCUGACUCAGAUGUCUUCACAGUAAUGGUGAUGGGAACCAGAGGUCAUUACACGAUGAAUAUCUUUGUGGCUGACUCUGAUUCAUUUACAGUUCUUUUGAUGCUGUUUAUGAAUGGGCACUGACCCUGACAAAAUUAUUUUUCUUUUUUUUUUCUUUUUGUAUAUGCUGUUCAAAAUGGCCAGUGAAUCUGCAUGUGUCAAUGUUAAUGGUAAAAUCAUGCUAAACGAUGUGUAAGAUUUUGCCUUGCAGCACACUGCAUGUACUCCUCCACCGUGCAUGAAAAAUAUACGUUUUAGGCCAAAAACUAUCGUAAAACAAGGUUUUGGGCAUCAGGCUGCACAUUUGUAAUCAUUCAAAAAAAGACUUUUGGUAAUGUUGCUUUUAGAGACAUUUUUUUACACGUUUUUCUAAAAUGACACAUUUCGUAUCAAACCGCUCUGAAUAACCUUUAACAAGUAAAUAUGCUCACCAUACGGAAAAAGAGAAAGCAUGGAAGGCCAGAGAACACAUAUCCUGUUUCUUCUUUGCUAUAUUAAAGGCCCAUGACAGAUGCAGCAUUUGUGCAACUUACAGUUGUUACAGAUGUUUUGUUUGUUUGUGUGUUUUUUUUAAAGAUUGGACCUGUACUUUAUCUCUGGCUGGAGUACAUUCUUAACCCCUAUCUAAUCUAUGCUGAGAUCUGUUUUACUCUCUGCUUGACUUCUGCUGUCUUGGUUGCCAAAGUAACGUUUAGCUUUCAGCAAGAUAACUUCAGCGCUCUCAGUCAGAGCCUUAUUUAAACUUUGACUGCUGCUUUUCUCUGCUGUUUGACUGGAACCUUUCUAAUUGAAUCUAUGAAUAUGAAUGCAUCGUUCAGUUUACUACAGUGGGCAUUUCUGGAAAACACUUUCACAUAGGUGGAGCUUAAAACGAAUUAUACAGAGCAGUAAUCAAGAACCUUCACAUAUUUGCUUAAUACUUCAAAGGCGAAACGUAAUAUGAAACAAGCGUGUAUUGAAUUUCACUAAAUUAUUAUAAAAGCAUACAAAUAUUUGUGACUUAUUUAAAGCACUUUGAAUGACAGCAGUGUAUGAAAGGUGCUAUAUAAAUAAAUCUGCCCUGCCUGGCCUUAUUAGUCAUAUCAAAACACUUUGCUUCAGUCCAAGUAAAAACGUCACCUCUCCUCCACUCUGAGAUGUCAGUGAACUAUUGGCGAACCCUGUGGAGCAGAUGAUAAAGCCUGAGCAAAGACUCAACCACAUCAGCCUGCAUAAAAUUGAAGAAGCAUCUGAAGUGUUGAAAUGGAAACCUUACACCACCUUCUGAACAAGCUCUUCAUUUUCAACUCGUAUUUCUAGUGAACCAAAACUUGUUGGACUGUAUAAAAAUAUUUUAAAUAUGAAGCUAUGCAUGACUCAUGUAUGAAGGUAUAUUGGCAAAACACCUACACUGUCAGAAAUAAAGGUACUAAACUGUCACUGGGGCAGUUGCCCUCUCGUCACUGGGGUGGUACCCUCAAGGGUACAUCUCAGUACCUUUAGUCAGGAGCAUAAUUGUACCAUAAUCCAUU
This is a messenger RNA of Colossoma macropomum (tambaqui), 3056 nucleotides long. RefSeq names its product annexin A3b (gene anxa3b). Gene Ontology annotation, cellular component: cytoplasm. The record is from RefSeq and is a predicted model, not a curated record. Gene Ontology annotation, molecular function: calcium ion binding; phospholipase inhibitor activity; calcium-dependent phospholipid binding. Lineage: Eukaryota; Metazoa; Chordata; Actinopteri; Characiformes; Serrasalmidae. Bases 121 to 1140 code for a protein of 339 amino acids. The transcript is spliced from 14 exons.